This is a messenger RNA of Erinaceus europaeus (western European hedgehog), 1534 nucleotides long. It is a transcript of the gene CPXCR1, whose product is annotated as CPX chromosome region candidate 1. The coding region runs from base 144 to 1118 and encodes 324 amino acids. The record is from RefSeq and is a predicted model, not a curated record. NCBI's taxonomy places the organism in Eukaryota, Metazoa, Chordata, Mammalia, Eulipotyphla, Erinaceidae. The transcript has 3 exons.
UUUUUUUAAUUCUGAGAAUGGAGAAAGGAGGUGGCAUCUGAUAAGAACUAGAGACCUCCGUUCACUUCUAUUUUUGAGGAAUUACUACAUCUUGGAGUCACUGAGAGGUAGCCACUCAUAUUACCCUCAAAUUUAAGUCCAGAAUGACUUCUCCUACUAAGGAAGGAAGUGACUCAGUUGAUGAAUCCCUGAAAAAUUCAGAAAAUGAAGCUCCUAAUACUAAAGAUGUAGAGCCUUCAUUCACUAAUCCAGAUAUAAUCCCUCAGGGGGAUAACGACACAAUGAACAGGAACCAAAAUGUUCCAAAUGUUCAGGAGAAUACUGCUGCUCAAGCAGCAAAAGAUAGUGAUCUUGAAGCAGAGAAGACUCAAAAAGAUCCUCAAAAAGAAGAUUUAAGAAAAGAAGAACCCCCUCUAGUUCAGAUCCCUAUUCCUAGAAAGUGGGUAUUUCUUAUGCCUGGAUUUGGUAGAAUUACUGAUUUCAGUAUCCCAAUAGGAAAAAAUGAUAGAAAUAAUACCUUAAUAGAUGGUGCAAGAUUUUUCCCAGGAAAAGUGGAAAUGAAAACAAAUGAUUUAUCUCAUGGCUUCAUAAAUUACAAAAUCCCUCUCCAGCUCUCAGUUUCAUGGAGAGUCCCAUUCAUUAGCAAUCAUGAGAUGAGAAGAAUGAUUCUUCGCCUUCUCUGUGGGAGACAUUUCUCUCAGAUUGCAGGUCGUCAAAAUGCCACAUGGGUUAAGCAAAAAUUUAGGGCAUUUCUUCCUCGCCCUAACUUCCUUACCCAUGGAGACAGGGCUAUAAUAUUUGGAAGGCCUUUAAGGGUGUACUACAAUCGUCCCCUUCUUGACAGAAUGGCAUCAGGAAAAUUCUACAAACCAACUGAUACUAAAGGAAAAGAUGGAUUCCACAUUUUUGUGAGGCCUGUGUUCUGUGUCCCAUGGGCACAAAUUCAAAACUCAUUUAAUGGAAAAGCUUUUGAGGAUCACUUGAGAUCUCACCAUAACAUGAGAAUCAUUAUCAUAAGCACCAAUACUGGCUGGAAAUACAUAUGCCCCAUCUGCGGGAACAGUUUCAACAGCUUAUUUGAAUUUAGAGAGCAUUCCUGCAGUUUUCCCAGGGAUUAAGAUAUAUUUGAGAUAGAUUUUCAAAUUUAACCUUAAAAUCAUAAUUUGGCUACCAAUUUGAGAAAAAAAUUGCAUGAACAAAUAUUUUAGUAAUAAUAAGUGCAGUUACAGAAAGAAACACAAAAUGACAGGAUAUACUAAAAAUAAAAACAUCUUCAGAAGAGAAGAACUAUUAAGAAACCAUUUGUUACAUUAUUCUGUUUCAAAUAUAUCAUCAAAAUAUUAGAUUCCUGACUUAUAUUGGGUCAGUAAUCAAAGCAAGAAAAUGUUUAUACUUUCUUACAUCUAUACCUGCAGACUGAAAGAUUUACUAUUAUAAGAUUACAUAUUCAUUGGAUUCUAGCAAUGGUAGACAUAUGUAUUGAUGGGCUAGACAAAAUACUACCAUGUGUUUCUAGAGACUGCAAAAUUUAAUA